AUGCAAGGGAAUCGCGACGGUUCGUGGCCCCUACGCGCCUCCACAAACGGUGGAAGCGGCGGUUACCAUCCUCAACCCACUGGUCCCUACUCCAAUUUCAACAUCCAACAACCAAUUAGAUACAAUCUCCAAACCCAGCAGAAUCUCAACUUCCCUCAUCCACAAAUCCCAACCUUCCGUCCUCACCAGUUUCCGCAGAGCGGUGAUAACGCUUGGUCUCGAAUCCAUGGAUCUUCGGAGAAUUCUUCGAUGCGAAUCGAUAACGCCGUCAAGGAGACGCGUAGAUCGCUGGUUGAUGCUGGAGAGAACGUUUCUUCGAGUAGAGUGUCGCAAUCUGUUGUAGCACAGCUAAAGCCUGAUUCUCAGCGAUCCUUGGGGAUGCAGAUGCACGAUGUUCCUUCGCUACGUCAACUUAUGACCCUUGAAGGCAAGAUAUAUGCGUUUAUUCACUGCUUCAUUGGCGCUAGAGGGAUCGUGACUCUGCAUGAUUUGGAAGUUGCUAUAUGCCGAAACGAGUUUGUUGAUUGUUUUGAUGAUUUAAAGUUGGGACCUUUGCUGCGUCAUCCACUUGUAUUGUUGUAUUUUCCGUCUAUUUCCGGUUCUUCUGGUCCAGUUCAGAUCACUAGCGAGGAGAUAAUAUCAUUUCUUGAUAGCUACCUGGACACUUGUGAUAUGGAGGAUGUUAAGGUUGAUGACUUCCUUAAUUUUGUUGCUGAGAAGAAGUCGGUCACAAGCAAGGAAAAGCUUGGUGUUCGUAUUAAGAGCUUGGGGAUGUAUGUAUCUUUCAUUCAAGAUGCAAAGAGACAAGAAGGGGAAACAAUGGAGACCUUGCUGACUGGACUGCAUCAGAAGGAUCACAUCCUCUCAUCUAAGAAACAACGGCAAGAUAAAUCCAUUACCGUCUCUGAGCAUAAUGACUUGGCUGCUGUACAUCAGAAGGAUUUUUCUGGCAAGCUUACAAAAUUUAAUUCAUCGAGCUCAGAUGAUGAUGAUAGUGGCGAUUAUGAGGUUAAAUAUAUUAAUAACUCUGACCAUGUCAGUAGUUGUCCAUAUCCAUCUGUUGCAGAAGAGAUGAAGAAAGUUGGGAGGUCUAAAAAGAAAAGGAAAGCAGACACUAAGAAAAGGAAGGCAGAAACUCGUAGUCAUGAAAAAUCUGAUUCGUCGAAACAGCUUAGAAGUAGCCCCUCUAAAUUACGUAGAGGAGAGAUACCUAAAGUGGCGGAUGAUUCUGAUACUAAGCAGGUUUUCAGUGUCAAUGAAGCUGAUUUCACACUUUCUGAAGGAGCUUUGAGAUUGUUCAUUUCGACUUGGAAGGACACAUGUAAAGAGCUAAGCAUGUCAAUGUUUGUGGGAAAGAUUUUGUCUUUUUACAACUUGGGAGGCUCAGAAGUACAACCUCAGAAGAAGAGAGCUAAAGCGAUGUCAUCGUUUCCAUUUGUUGGAUUACUACAUGUCGCUAGGGAGCUUCUAACAGAGGCUCUUGAGGAACAGAAACCAAUGGAGAUCGCAAAUAGAAACCUGGUUGCUGGAUAUGAUAAUUGCGCAGGCACAAGUUCACGAACUACGAAGCCAAUCCCAUUGCAUACCAUGAGGAGUGGCUCAACGUCAGGGAAUCUUGUUCAUGAAUGGAAUAACUCCAUCUCAACUGACUUCAGCACGAGAGAGCCGUUUCACACUGGCACAGAUUGGGCUACACAGAUUCAACAGACUGGUAAAAAAGGUGAAGAGAUUGCUUUCAGAUACUAUGCUGCAAAAUACGGCAGGGAGGCUGUGGUUAGUUGGGUAAACGAGCAGAGCGAAACCGGGUUACCUUACGACCUAGUAAUCAAAAACAGAGAUGGGAAGAAAGAGUACAUAGAGGUGAAAGCAACUGUAUCAGCAGCUAAAGAUUCUUUCAACUUGACGGUUAAGGAAUGGCAAUUUGCAAAUGAGAAAGGAGAGAGUUACGUGAUUGCUCAUGUUUUAUUAGGCAACAGUAAUGCCAUCCUCACACAGCAUAGGAACCUUGUCAAGCUAUGCCAAGAAGGUCAUCUCAGGUUAAUGAUUAUCAUGCCCAAUCAGCGAAACGGCGCCAAAAUUGAAUUCUAA
Molecule: messenger RNA, 2088 nt
Organism: Eruca vesicaria subsp. sativa (arugula)
Lineage: Eukaryota; Viridiplantae; Streptophyta; Magnoliopsida; Brassicales; Brassicaceae
Source: the annotation of a GenBank genome assembly